GGGUAGUAGAAGGACUAAAUACAUAACUUAAAUUUAUUCUUACAAGAAUCAAGAAAUGGAUGCUUAUGAUAUAUUCAAAAAAUUAAGCCGCGGAGCAAAAUUCAAGAAACAUAUCCAAUCAGUGGAAAGUAAGGAUCCAACUCUGAAUGAAAUCAAUUCAAAAAAUGCAGCAAUUGAUUGUAAUCUAAAGGACAUUUCAAAGAGGGCAGCAUUCCAAAAUGAAGAAUCUGCAUUAACACUUCUUAGUGGAUUUACCUCAAAUUGUGAAAAAAAGGCCAAGAAACGCAAACAUGGGGAUGAUGAAAUCAGGAAUAAGAUUCUGAGGCAAGAAAAAGUCAACCAAUAUAGAAAUGCAAAUAAUAUCAAUGUUGUUGGUCGACGUGUCCCAGAUCCCUACAAAGUUUUUGAUGAAUUCAAAGUAGAUGUUGAUGUUAUUGAGAAUUUGAGAAAAUGUGGCUAUGAAGAACCUACACCUAUUCAGAAACAAGCAAUACCUAUCAUGUUAGAGGGACGGCAAAUUUUGGCAUGUGCCCCAACUGGAUCUGGGAAAACAGCUGCAUUUUUAGUGCCAAUAAUUCAAGCACUAGGUAUGCCCCAGAGACAAGGCUUUAGAGCUUUGAUCCUGUGCCCUACUAGAGAACUUGCUAAGCAGACUCACAGGGAAUGUGUGAGAUUAUCAGAGGGACGUGGAUUUCGAAUUCAUGUUAUAAGUAAAAUUAAGAGAGCUCUGACACAAUAUGGCUCAAAUAGUUCACAAAAAUAUGAUAUACUUGUUACAACUCCAAACAGGUUAUGUUUUUUAUUGAAACAAGAUCCACCAGCUUUAUCAUUGAAAAACAUUCAGUGGUUGAUUGUAGACGAAGCUGAUAAAUUAUUCGAAUCCGGAAAUAGAGGAUUUCGGGAACAGCUAAGUGAAAUUUUGAAAUCCUGUGGAGAAAAUAGAAAAAUAGCUAUGUUCAGUGCGACAUACACACCAAUUGUGGCAAAGUGGUGCGUUCAUAACAUGAAGUCAUUGGUUCGAGUUACAGUAGGUCAAAGAAAUGCUGCUACUGACACAGUCGAUCAAGAAUUGCUCUAUGUGGGGAAUGAGCAGGGUAAGUUGUUGGCCUUCAGAGAUUUAAUAAGAAAAGGUCUGAGUCCCCCUGUUCUCGUCUUCGUGCAGAGCAAAGAGAGAGCACAGCAGCUCUUCAACGAACUCAUCUAUGAUGGCAUAAAUGUCGAUGCUAUCCAUGCUGAUAGGACACAGUUACAGAGAGACAAUACUGUGAGGAGUUUUCGCGAAGGUCGUAUUUGGGUGCUGAUUUGUACGGAACUGAUGGCCCGCGGUGUCGAUUUCAAAGGGGUGAAUCUCGUAGUCAAUUACGAUUUUCCACCGUCGGCAAUCUCUUAUGUCCAUAGAGUUGGAAGAGCAGGGAGGGCUGGUAGAAAAGGAAAAGCCAUCACGUUUUUCACCACUGACGAUACCGUUAAUCUGAGAAGUAUAGCACAUGUUUUGAAAGACUCUGGGUGUGAUGUUCCACCUUAUAUGUUAACGUUGAAAAAGCCGCCAAGGAAGGAAAAGAAACAACUUGAAAAGAGUGCUCCAAAACGAAAUGAUAUAAUGACGAAACCCAUUUAUGAUAGAUUGAAAGGAGGAAGAAGGAAAAAGUUCCAAGAGCUCAAUUCAAUGUUGAAACAGCAAAGAAAAAAACCACUUAAAGAUCGACAUAAUAAAAGUAAGCGGAAACAGAGUGAACCUAUGAAUGAAGUGAGCGAUUGAGUUCAAUUAUCGUACCUAUGUAUUUUCAUUUUUGUGAAUAAAGUAAGUUUACUUGA
Phaedon cochleariae (mustard beetle) is the source of this 1815-nucleotide messenger RNA. The record is from the annotation of a GenBank genome assembly. Lineage: Eukaryota; Metazoa; Arthropoda; Insecta; Coleoptera; Chrysomelidae.